AAUUCCCCGCACUCAUUUUUCUGUUGGUGCGCAUCCUGCGCAUAGAGAUUCAACCUAUAUACAUAAUUGGUAAACAAUUUUAAUUGUCUCCUAAAAUUCUUCAGUAAAAUAUAAGAAAACUAGAACUGACAUUUUCGUAUGAUUCUCAUCGAGUGGAAGAAAAGCGGACAUCUUAAAUUGUGUUGUAUCAGAUUUGCUUUAUUUUCAAGAAAUCAUGGAAUUGCUUAGGCAUCCAAUGAGGUGCAACAGAUUUGUGAUGAUAAUGACACUGUUGGGUGUAUUAUCAAUAAACUUACUACAAUCACAGUAUGUAGUUGGGAUUAGAUUUGUGGUUGAAAAGGAAGAAUGUUUAUCUCAUUCUAUGCCAUUCGAAGGCGACACGGUUCAAGUUUCUUAUGUUGUGAUUAAAGCUGAUGUACCAUGGAAUUCCGGUUUAGAAGACGGUGUCGAUCUUAUUGCAAAGGAUCCAAGAGGAGACUUGGUUCACUAUUCUCAUGACAAGACCAGCGAAAAAUUUGAGUUCGUGGUUCGCAGGGAAGGUCUGCACCAAUUUUGUUUUAAGAACAAGGGUCCUCAUUACGAAACCGUCGAUUUUGAUAUUCAUAUUCGCCAUUUUGCAUAUCAUGGCCAGCAUGCUAAGGAUGAGCACCUUAACCCAUUGAUGACACAACUCUCAAAGUUGCAACAAGCUCUCUUUGACGUCCAGUUCGAACAGCACUGGCUAGAAGCUCAGACUGAUCGCCAAGCUAUAUUGAAUCAGGGAAUGAGUAAGAGGGCAAUCCACAAAGCAAUGUUAGAAUCACUCGUACUCAUUGGAGCAAGCAUUCUCCAAAUCUAUCUCCUUCGGCGCCUCUUCGAGCGGAAACUAGGAAUCUGCAGAGUUUAAUCAACUAGGAGCAUAUGCCCCUGAUUCUCAACAUCAAUCAGUUUUGCAACUAUUUGAUGUCAUUCCACCACCUCAAUGGUUAAUUUUCCAACAGGAACAAUCAAAACCUGUACAGAGUCACUUCAUUAAAUGUUAGCACAUUUCCCUGAGAAUUUUUUUUUCACAGAGCAUUGUGUAAACAGAGACUCUUUACUUCUAAGAACAAGUUUCAAGACGUCUGAUAUCCCCAAACAUGUACGUAAUAUGGGAAACCAUUAUUCACUCAAAUAAACCAAAUUUAUAACUUC
Papaver somniferum (opium poppy) is the source of this 1173-nucleotide messenger RNA. Its product is annotated as transmembrane emp24 domain-containing protein p24beta2-like. Gene Ontology annotation, cellular component: COPII-coated ER to Golgi transport vesicle; endoplasmic reticulum-Golgi intermediate compartment; endoplasmic reticulum. Bases 215 to 886 code for a protein of 223 amino acids. The record is from RefSeq and is a predicted model, not a curated record. Gene Ontology annotation, biological process: endoplasmic reticulum to Golgi vesicle-mediated transport; intracellular protein transport; Golgi organization. Lineage: Eukaryota; Viridiplantae; Streptophyta; Magnoliopsida; Ranunculales; Papaveraceae. The transcript has 5 exons.